AUGAACGAAUUCAUCGACCAAUACGCAGUUAACCGGACCGAUUCAUUGGCAAGAUUACGGUCAUGUUUGAUAGCAAACUGUAUUGUAAACGCCAUAACUCUCUUUAUUGCCACACCAGGGAACACUAUCAUUCUCAUUUCAAUCUGGCGAACACAAUCUCUUCACUCGCCGUCAAAUGCUCUUCUGUUUUCCCUUUCGCUGACCGACUUUCUUGUAGGAACAGUGACACAACCAUUGUAUAUCAUAUCUAGACUCUACUUCCUCGUCACCGGUGAAGAUGCCCCCAGAGCUCUUCUCUAUAGUUUUGAUGUCACUUCGAGUCUACUGUCAGGAGUGUCAUUUAUAACGGCAACUUUAAUCAGCAUUGACAGAUUUCUUGUGUUGUUUCUGCACUUGAGGUAUCAUAACAUUGUCACAAAUAACAAGAUAAUAGUCUCUAUAUUUGGUUCAUGGUUAUUAUCUGCCAUUUGGGGAUAUACAUGGACGCAGAAUCUGCGAGUGUUUUACCUCCUGGGAUUUAUCUCCUCGACUACAUGCUUCUCUGUCAUAGUUCUAAUGUACUUUAAGAUUUAUAGAGUUAUUAGAAGACAUCGUAAAGAUAUUCACAAUCAAACACAUUUCCAAGUAAGCAAGUCCUCAACCCGCGUCAAUUUUACCAGUUACACAAGAUCGGUUUUGAACACGUUCAUUGUUUGCCUUGUUCUCUUCCUCUGUUAUUUUCCUUACCUUUGCACGGCAGCGGCCAUAGAAUUAACUGGGAAUAGUGUAACCAAGAAAAUGUCUUUGGAGGUUUCUGGUACGAUUAUUUUCAUCAAUUCUUCCCUCAACCCUUUUGUUUAUUUUUGGAGAGUAAGAGAGUUUCGAAGCGCAAUUAAGGAGACUUUGAAGCGAAUU
Messenger RNA from Porites lobata, 894 nucleotides. Lineage: Eukaryota; Metazoa; Cnidaria; Anthozoa; Scleractinia; Poritidae. The record is from the annotation of a GenBank genome assembly.